GCGAGCGAGCGAGCGAGCGCCGGGUGGAGCGAGCGCGAGGGGCCAGAGCGGCGCCGGGAGCCGAGCCGAGCCGAGGGCGGCGGCCCGAGCCGGGGGGGGGAGCCGGGCGGUGUCCGUCGCCCCGAAGCGCCUCGCUCUCCGAGCGGGUUCCCCCUCAGGGAACGGUUUCCUUCCCCGUGACGCGCACGGGAGCCCUCAUCCCUUCCGUCGCCCCUCGGGCGAAGCCCCCUCAGCUCCCUGCCCGCCGGCCCGUGUAGCGCCUCGCCGCCCUCAGCCCGAUCCCCGCGGGCGGCUUCGUCCUCCCGCCAUGGCUCUCUGCCGGCGCCUGGCCCGGCUGGCCGCCCACCUGCAGGACCCGCGGAAAGUGGCCGCCUUUCAGCGGCUCUGCGGGGUAGAGGGGCCUUCGGGCUGGGCCGACGCGGAGCAGCGAGACGGGGGCCGGGGGCCAGUGGUUAACGGCGGCCCCCCGGCGGCAGAGCGGGCGGGAGAGCCGGGUCAUCCCACCGGGAACGGGACCGUGCCUGGCGGGGCGGCACCCCCGCAGCGGUGGAGGAGGAGGCCACGCCGCAACUCUCUCACGGAGGAGGACGGCAGCCAGGAGUUCUCCAUCCGCAGCCGCUUCCUCUACUAUCUCUUCAGCCUGGGCACGGAGCUGGGCAACGAGCUGUUCUACAUUCUCUUCUUCCCCUUCUGCAUCUGGAACUUGGACGCCUGGCUGGGCCGGAGGCUGAUCAUCAUCUGGGUGUGGGUGAUGUACCUGGGGCAGUGCACCAAGGAUGUCAUCCGCUGGCCGCGGCCUGCCUCCCCGCCCGUGGUGAAGCUGGAAGUCUUCUACAACUCCGAGUACAGCAUGCCCUCCACCCACGCCAUGUCGGGCACCGCCAUCCCCCUGGCGCUCCUUCUGCUCAGCUACGGCCGCUGGCAGUAUCCCCUUAUGUUUGGACUGAUCCUUGCAUUCUGCUGGUGUUCUUUGGUUUGCUGUAGUCGGAUUUAUAUGGGAAUGCAUUCAAUUUUGGAUGUUAUUGCUGGAUUUCUGUAUGCUAUUCUCAUCUUGAUUGUCUUCCAUCCAGUUGUGGACCUGAUUGAUAACUUCAACUUAACUUACAAAUAUGCCCCCUUAAUUAUCAUCAGUCUCCAUUUAGCCCUGGGCAUCUUCUCUUUUACCCUAGACACCUGGAGCACAUCUCGAGGAGACACGGCUCAGAUACUGGGCUGUGGUGCUGGAGUAGCCUGUGGCUCUCAUGUUAACUAUAUAAUGGGUCUAAAGCUAGAUCCUCCUCCCAGUACUUUACCUUUAUCUCUUUCCUCUCUCACUGUGACUGUGUUUGGAAAAGCCAUAUUGCGGUUGUUGAUUGGAGUAAUUGUUCUGUUGUUAACAAAAGUAGCGAUGAAAAAAGCCACUAUUCCACUGGCAUGUAAAAUAUUUCGCAUACCACAUGAUGAUGUCCGGAAAGCAAGACAACGCAUGGAAGUUGAGCUUCCCUAUCGCUAUAUUACGUAUGGAAUGGUCGGGUUCUCCCUCAUGUUCAUUGUUCCUUGCCUCUUCCAUUCUAUUGGUCUGUCUUGAU
Molecule: messenger RNA, 1568 nt
Organism: Grus americana (Whooping crane)
Lineage: Eukaryota; Metazoa; Chordata; Aves; Gruiformes; Gruidae
Gene: SGPP1
Product: sphingosine-1-phosphate phosphatase 1
Exons: 3
Coding region: 308-1567 (419 amino acids)
Biological process (GO): phospholipid dephosphorylation; sphingosine metabolic process
Cellular component (GO): endoplasmic reticulum membrane
Molecular function (GO): sphingosine-1-phosphate phosphatase activity
Source: RefSeq, a predicted model, not a curated record